AUGGAUAUAAAUGUUGACAAUGUGGUGGGAGAAGAAAUAGAGGACCUUAUAGACAAUACCGAUGAUGGAAAACUAGUAUGGGAUGAUUCUCAGGUUGAAGCUUUCAUCAUCUGUAUGGAGGAAGAAGUGAAGGCUGGUAAUCGGAGUAACACAACUUUUAGUGCAAUUGGUUGGAAGAAUAUACUAAAAGGAGAAACAAACAUGGGAUUCAAUGCUGAGACAGGCAUGGUUAUAGUUGAAAAAGAAAGAUGGAGUAGAUUGAUCAAGGUGAAUGCCCAAUAUAGUAAGUAUCGAAAGAAGCCAUGCAAUCAUUUUGACAAGCUCACCACCAUAUUUGGAGGCACACACGCUGCAGGUGUACAUGUCCAUACUUCGUAUAAUCCACCCAUUAUGAACCAAGCCCCCGCACACCAUGCAGGCAUACAUAACUCAUUUAACCUUAAUGAUGAUUUUGCUGAGUUAGGCGGUCAUGAGUUCAGUCCUUUUCCUGAAUCUCGUGGUAAGAAACCAAAGAGAAAGAGUUUUGCCUUCACAAUGAGCGAGCUCAUGACAAUAAUUGAUUUGUAUGACGAUGGUGAUGAGGAGAACGAUUGUGUCAUCGUAAUGGCAUGCAUGUUGGAGAUGUCCACCCCUGUUUUUUUGAAGUUAUGUGGGGAGCUUCAGUCAUUAGGGUUGAAAGACUCUACAGGUGUAAGUGUUUAUGAACAAGUUGGCAUAUUCUUGCUUACUUUAGGUCAUAAUGAAGGAAAUCGUGUGGUCGCAGAAAGAUUUCAACACUCCACCUAUACAAUUUCAAAAUACUUCCAUGCGGUUUUACAAAAAGUCUGUAAUUUAGGGAAACAAAUUAUUGUCGCCCCAGAUUUUAGCGAAGUUCCUAACCAUAUAAAGAAGAACAAAAAGUACCACCCUUUUUUUAGGCAUUGCGUAGGGGCAAUUGAUGGAACUCAUGUCCAUGCGAACGUGCCUGUGGACCAGCAAAUACCAUUUCAUGGUAGGAAGGGAGAUACCACACAAAAUGUAAUGGUUGUUUGUGAUUUUAAUAUGAUGUUCACGUACGUCGUAGCAGGAUGGAAGGGGUCUGCUAAUGAUUCUAAGAUAUUGAACAAGACCAUUAAUAAUGAGGAUUUGCAUUUCCCAAUGCCUCCAGACGGGAAAUAUUAUUUGGUGGACUCCGGAUAUGCCAAUCAACCGGGUUUCUUGGCCCCCUACAAGGGCCAACAGCACCACUUCCAAGAGUACCGUAGAGCUUCUCGCCAACCCCAAGGUAGAGAGGAAAUAUAUAAUCACAGGCACUCGUCAUUACGAAAUAUAAUUGAGCGUUGUUUUGGGUUUCUUAAGAUAAGAUUCCCCAUCUUGAAGCAAAUGCCCCCAUAUAAGUUUGAAGCUCAAGUUGCUAUUGUGUUAGCCUGUUGCACACUUCAUAACUUUAUAAGAAAUUAG
Cornus florida is the source of this 1440-nucleotide messenger RNA. RefSeq lists its product as uncharacterized. The transcript is spliced from 6 exons. Bases 1 to 1440 code for a protein of 479 amino acids. Lineage: Eukaryota; Viridiplantae; Streptophyta; Magnoliopsida; Cornales; Cornaceae. The record is from RefSeq and is a predicted model, not a curated record.